AUGGUUACAUGGGACGAGCAUUCGCUUCUCUUGAACGGCGAAAGAAUCAUGAUCUUCUCCGGCGAGGUUCAUCCUUGGAGAUUACCCGUUGCUUCGCUCUGGCUCGACGUCUUCGAAAAGAUCAAAGCCCUCGGCUUCAACGCCGUAUCCUUUUAUGUGCACUGGGGUCUUGUUGAAUACAAGAAAGGCGAUUUCAACUUCGACGGCAUCCGUUCAUACACCCCAUUCUUCGAAGUUGCUCGCAAAGCUGGUAUCUACCUUAUAGCUCGCCCAGGACCAUACAUCAAUGCCGAGACCUCCGGCGGUGGUUUUCCCGGAUGGGGAACCCGAGUUGAAGGUGCUUGGAGGUCUGAGAACGCAACGUACAUGGCAGCCAUGGAAGACUAUGUGCGCGUGAUUAGUGAAAUUAUCGCACCGGAACAAAUUACGAACGGUGGACCUGUUAUUCUGUUGCAGCCAGAAAACGAGUUUUCAAUCGGGACUCCGUGGAUCCCAUGGCCCCAGUCGCACUAUAUGCAGGUUCUGCAAGAUUGGUUCAGGGAUUCCGGAAUUGUGGUACCAAUGAUCUCCAACGAUGUAUGGGGUGGGUUCGCGAAUUAUGUUCCUGGCUCUGGAGAGGGUCAGGUUGAUAUUUAUGGUUACGAUGGGUACCCCCAAGGUUUCGAUUGCGCAAACCCCUACGCGUGGAUCGAUGGCAAGCUUCCAACGGACUUCUAUGAAACACACAUGAGUGUUUCUCCGAACACGCCAAACUCGAUCCUGGAAUUCCAGGGUGGUGCUUUCGACCCAUGGGGAGGCUCUGGUUACGACGCGUGUGCAAUCCUUCUGAACCACGAAUUUGAAAGAGUGUUCUAUAAGAAUAAGAUCUCAUUUUCAACCACUAUCUUCAACAUCUACAUGACUUUUGGAGGUACCAACUGGGGAGGAAUUGCAUUCCCUGGAGUAUACACCAGUUACGACUACGGAAGUGCCAUUUCCGAGAACCGUCGCAUCAAUCGUGAGAAAUACAGCGAAUUGAAGCUUCAGGCCAACUUCCUCAAAGUCUCGCCAGCUUACCUCACCACUGUCCCCCAGAACUUGAUCCCAAACACCAUUAACGGGUCCUUUACCAACAACCCCGCACUUGCUGUUACGGAGACCAAGGACGUCGUCGGAAACAAGACCGUUUUCUGGAUUGUGCGACAUGGGGCGUACAACUCACUCGAGAAAUCAACCUACAAGCUCACUGUACCGACGAGUCUUGGAAACCUCUCCAUCCCGCAGCUGGGCGGAAGCCUCACUCUUGAUGGACGUGAUUCUAAGAUCCACGUUACCGACUAUGCGUUUGGUGAUAAGACGAUCCUUUACUCAUCUGGCGAGAUUUUCACCUGGAAAAAAUUCGGCUCCAAGCAUGUCCUCGUCCUAUACGGCGCUUCGGGAGAAACCCAUGAAACAGCUAUCGCAUACAAAGGAACAGCACCCACGAUCAAGGUUGCCGAUAAGAAGUCCCUCAACAAGACUCAAGCCAAGGAUGGUGUACUCAUCUUAAACUAUGUGACCACCGAUCAAACUGUUGUGGAGAUUGGAGACGAUUUGCUUGUAUACUUGGUUGAUCGGAAUGUGGCUUAUAGACUGUGGGUUCCGGAUCUCCCAUCAGACAAGGGUGUUCCGGGCCCGGCGUUCAGCACGGAUGAUGCAGUUAUUAUCAAAGGGACCUACUUGAUCCGUUCAGCGGACAUUGCUGGUAGCACUUUGCAGGUUAGAGGAGACAUCAAUGCUACUGAGACUAUCGAGGUAGUAGCUGGGUCAGAUGUAAAGAAGGUCAAGUUCAAUGGUGAGGAUGUGAAGGUUGAAAAAAGUUCAUACGGAACUUUGUUAGGCAGAUUGGUUUACAAAGAGCCUAAAGCAACAUUACCAGCUUUGAGCAAACUUACCUGGAGAUAUGCGGACAGUUUACCAGAGAUUGGCGAUAAAUACGAUGACAGCAAAUGGACAAACGCGGAUAAGAAGAACACUACCAAUCCUAGAGCGUUGACUACACCCGAGAACUUGUAUUCGAGCGAGUAUGGUUACCAUACCGGAAAUAUCCUCUGGAGAGGACACUUUACCGCAACCGGAAAGGAAAACAGCUUUAAUGCUUCUCUCAUUGGUGGCAAUGCAUUCGGAUUCAGUGUCUGGUUGAACUCUGACCUUCUUGGAUCGUGGUAUGGAUACGACUCUGGAGCCUUUGGAAAUAAGACCUUCACUUUCCCCACACUGAAGAAAGGAAGCAAGUGCAUCAUCACUAUCUUGCAAGAUCAUCAAGGGUUGAACGAGGACUGGACUGCCGGAUCAGAUGAUUUUAAGACCCCAAGAGGAAUCUUGUACUAUGACUUCAAAGGAAGCCCAGAUACCACUGUCUCCUGGAAAUUGACCGGAAAUUUAGGAGGUGAAACUUAUAUCGAUCGCACCAGAGGACCUUUGAACGAAGGUGGUCUUUAUGCGGAACGUCAAGGAUGGCAUUACCCAGGAUUCAGCACCGAUAAGUGGACCAAGAAGUCUCCGUUUGAGGGCAUUGACAAGGCUGGUGUUGGGUUUUUCAAGACCGAAUUUGAUCUCAACCUGCCUAAGGACUAUGAUAUCCCGCUUUCGUUUAAGUUCUCCAAUUCAACCUCGACCCCUAAUUUCAGAGCCCAAAUCUACGUUAACGGGUAUCAAUUCGGUAAAUACGCCAAUAACGUUGGUCCACAACUUGAGUUCCCCGUUCCAGAGGGAAUCAUUAAUCAUCAAGGAAAAAACACUCUUGGUGUUUCACUCUGGGCGAUGGACAAGGAGGGUGCGAAGAUUGAUGGUUUGGAGCUUGUGGCAAAUGCACUUAUCCAAAGUGGGUUCGGAGAGGUUGAAGCGAGUGAGCAGCCGAGGUGGAAGGAGAGAAAGGGGGCAUAUUAG
Molecule: messenger RNA, 2907 nt
Organism: Morchella sextelata
Lineage: Eukaryota; Fungi; Ascomycota; Pezizomycetes; Pezizales; Morchellaceae
Exons: 10
Coding region: 1-2907 (968 amino acids)
Biological process (GO): carbohydrate metabolic process
Cellular component (GO): vacuole
Molecular function (GO): beta-galactosidase activity
Source: RefSeq, a predicted model, not a curated record